UAUCAACAGCCGUUUGCUGCAACAACAACAUAAUGUCAUCGUGGUGCCCUUCAGGAUUAAUCGCUUAUUCAGCCAUCGUUUUACUUUGUACUUCCGGAAUCAAAGCCAGUUGGGAGGAAUGGUGGACAUAUGAUGGUAUAUCCGGACCAAGUUUUUGGGGCCUUAUAAAUCCACAAUGGAAUAUGUGCAACAAAGGUAGACGACAGUCGCCCAUCGAUAUUGUACCAGAUAAAUUAUUGUUCGAUCCGUUCCUGCGACCACUGCAUAUAGACAAACAUAAGGUUUCUGGUACACUACACAAUACCGGACAAUCGUUAGUAUUUCGCGUGGACAAAGAUACGAAGCAGCAUGUGAAUAUCUCCGGUGGUCCAUUGGCAUAUAAAUAUCAAUUCGAAGAAAUAUAUAUACAUUACGGUACCCAGGAUACACGUGGUUCGGAGCACUAUGUACAAGGUUAUAGUUUUCCAGGGGAGAUACAAAUUUAUGGCUUUAACAAGGAAUUGUAUCAUAAUAUGUCCGAAGCACAGCACAAAUCCCAAGGCAUUGUCGGCCUUUCGCUAAUGGUACAAAUUGGUGAAACGCCAAAUCCAGAAUUGCGCAUCAUAACGAGCACAUUCAACAAAGUGGUUUUUCGAG
Messenger RNA from Musca vetustissima, 636 nucleotides. It is a transcript of the gene CARPA, whose product is annotated as carbonic anhydrase-related protein 10. Lineage: Eukaryota; Metazoa; Arthropoda; Insecta; Diptera; Muscidae. Gene Ontology annotation, molecular function: zinc ion binding; carbonate dehydratase activity. The transcript is spliced from 5 exons. The annotation marks the transcript as partial. The record is from RefSeq and is a predicted model, not a curated record.